Messenger RNA from Arachis duranensis, 744 nucleotides. RefSeq lists its product as uncharacterized. The transcript is spliced from 2 exons. The coding region runs from base 1 to 744 and encodes 247 amino acids. Lineage: Eukaryota; Viridiplantae; Streptophyta; Magnoliopsida; Fabales; Fabaceae. Gene Ontology annotation, molecular function: nucleic acid binding. The record is from RefSeq and is a predicted model, not a curated record.
AUGUGUGAUGCAUCUGAUUAUGCAAUAGGGGCAAUGUUAGGACAGAGGAAAGAUAGCUUAGUCCAUGUGAUAUACUAUGCCAGCAAGGUCCUUAAUGAUGCUCAAAGAAAUUAUACCACGACCGAAAAGGAAUUGCUGGCAAUAGUUUUCGCAUUUGACAAGUUUAGAUCAGAACUAAAGAGAAUUUUGGAAAAGACUGUGGGUGCAUCAAGAAAGGAUUGGUCAAAAAAGCUGGAUGAUGCUCUUUGGGCAUACAGAACAGCAUUCAAAACACCACUUGGAAUGUCCCCAUAUCAGCUGGUGUACGGUAAAGCCUGUCACUUACCACUGGAGCUAGAACACAAAGCUUUAUGGGCUAUCAAGAUACUAAAUUUUGAUAGCAUUACUGCUGGUGCAAAUAGAAUCUUGCAGCUACAAGAGAUGGAGGAAUUCAGGUCACAAGCCUAUGAGAAUACCAAGAUGUACAAGGAGAAGGCAAAGAGAAGACAUGACUCACAUCUUGCACCCAGAAGUGUCGAAAGGGGGCAGCGAGUGCUCCUAUACAAUUCCAAACUAAGACUGUUCCCAGAAAAACUCAAAUCAAGGUGGUCCGGGCCCUUUCUUGUCACAAAGGUCUCGCCGUACGGGCACGUAGAAGUCAUGGAUGAAGGGUCAGAAAGGACUUUUACAGUGAAUGGACAAAGACUCAAGCAUUAUCUGGGCAACAUGGGGGAAAACCCCAGAAUGACAUACCAUCUCAAGUGA